Messenger RNA from Vitrella brassicaformis, 1906 nucleotides. The record is from the annotation of a GenBank genome assembly. Lineage: Eukaryota; Vitrellaceae.
GUCGUUUUUGCGCCGUUUUGGUGACAACAGGGCCGUGUGGAGUGUCGGGAAGAUGCCCAAAGAGCCGCUGUGAUGACAUCGAUCACCACCCAUUCCGCCGCUCUGUCUGAGCGGCGCUGAUAUGACGCAUUGAGGUGAGAGAGGGGAGGCAGGAGGGCCUUAUGACAUCAGCAAUGACCGUAAAAAUGUGUGGUCUCUGUGUGUUAAUGACAGAUCUGGGGAAAUCUCCGGUGUGUUGGUUCGGUUGAGCGAAUAGAGGAAAGGGUUCUGCCGUAGCCACAUCUCUAUCAGGCGGCAGCCGACUGAGGUACGGCAAGCGAAAGAGAGCCGCUCGGAUGUUGACAGAUCGAUGAGGCGCCACAAAUGCAUUCGCUCAUAUGAUGUCUGUGUUAUGUCUGUCUGUGAGUGGGCAGAUCAUGUCGGCUGCGGCUGCUGAUGGGGCUGGUGGCUCUGCAGCUGACGAGCCCUCCUCGUCGGCUGCGUCUGCCGCCAAUGGUGACCAACACGUUCGCUGCAGAAAGGCACAACCAUGCAGACACAUGCAAUGACACUGUGUGUGUGAUGGUAUGUGUGUUUGUGUGUGUGGGGUGGUCAUAGGUGGCGAUCAGCCAGAGAGCGGGCCCUUCUCGGCCGUCCCAGCUACACUCAUGCCGGCCAUCGCCCAGUGCCUCACCAGCUAUGCCGACUUGUGUGCCUUCCGCCGCGUCGACAAAACCCGCCGUGAUGCCAUCACCGCCGCCGUCCUGAUACCCAUCCUGCAACGACUGCUGGAAGUGCUGCUGGCAUCUCUCGGCCUCGGUGGCUUCCUGGUGUGCAUGGUCCCCCAGCUGCCCCUCCCUGAGGCACUCAGCCACGGCUGCUGCACCGCAUAUCUCAUCGAACAGCUCACACGUCGGCUGUUCAUGCUCGAGAGGGGCGGCGAUUGGGCCAGAUGGCGGCCAGUGCUGGCGAUGCUGUAUUUCCUGAGAGGCGAGAGGCCUGUGGUGCUGAGUGACGACAACUUCGGCGUGAUCAACAGCCGGGCGGCCUUUGUGAGUGAGACAGAGGCCGUCCGGCAGUGGAAGAUACUCAGCCGGGGGGUCACUGUGGACCUCAACGGCCAACAGGAAAAGCUGAUGAAGGGCGACAGCAUUCUUCGCCCUUACGAUGGCCGUUACGCCCCCGCCCUCCUCACGUCUGCCAGCCCCGUCUUCCCUCAUCCAUUCGACCCCGCCGAUCCGCCCACACAGCUGACAGGCUGCGUAUACCCCAACUACACAUCAAUGGUGGCCUUCAAGCUGUUCGAGUGGCUUCGCCACGGCGGCCACCUCCCUUGCAUCAGACACUGGUUGUCUUACUGUCGUGCUUCUGCUGCAUCUCGGCGUGUGUGUGAGCUGCUGGCGGUCCCUCCUAGCGAUGUGGCACAGAGGGGGGCGGGGGCGGGGGUGUUCGACGAGAAGUGGCCGUGGUCUGGCAGGGAUGGGCAUCAUCGCCUGGUGGUGCUGGGGAGUGGGGCGAUGGGGGACGGGCACAUGGCGGUCAUUCAGCUGGAAUUCCUCCAGCAGAGUCCAGGCUGUGUCAUCAUCUACACCACCGAGUCGGCCCCACACGAUCAGGCGCGCACUGUUGUGAUGAGAGUGCUGAGGGAUCACCUAGGUCGCAAGGUGUGGCGCGGGGAGAUUGAGUGGAGGCAAGCGUCGGCCAACACGAGGAGAUGCACUGUAAUGUGAUGUGAUCGGGGCUUUACCGAAACUGUGUCGAGUUUCCGACGACAGAGGGCUGCACGUGUGCUGGUGUGCGGGAGGGCCGAAAGGGAGGCGACAGACAGGCAAAGGUUCUUUUCUCUCAUGGUGCAUGCUGAGGAUGUCUGGUGAGUGAUGCAUGGCGGACACACACAACUGUCUGUGUCAAUCGUGUUGGAUGGCAA